Molecule: messenger RNA, 1569 nt
Organism: Ostreococcus tauri
Lineage: Eukaryota; Viridiplantae; Chlorophyta; Mamiellophyceae; Mamiellales; Bathycoccaceae
Product: Actin-related protein
Exons: 2
Coding region: 1-1569 (522 amino acids)
Cellular component (GO): Swr1 complex
Molecular function (GO): nucleosome binding
Source: RefSeq, a predicted model, not a curated record
AUGGGGCCCCAUCGCGCGCGUCCCCCGCACCGCGUCGCGCUUCCGCCGGCGCGCGCGGACGUCACCGUGGUCGUGGACCUGGGCGCGGGAACGCUUAAACUCGCGUUCGCGGAGGACGGCGACGGGACGACGCCGAUCGCGGUGCCGAACGCGAGCGCGCGCGCGCGGGGGGGGGCGUCGGUGAGCGGAAGCGCGCUGGCGGCGGUGACGGACGUGAACGGGCUCGCGCUGCGCCGAGCGCACGACCGCGGGUACUGCGUGAACUGGGAGCUCCAGCGGGAGGUGUUGCGAGAGGCGCUCGAGGGCGAUCUGGGCGUGGACGCGCGGAAGUGUGACUUGGUGAUCACGGAGGCCCCGUUCGCGCUUCCGGCGACGCGGGAGGGGUUGGACGCGAUGGUGUUCGAAGAUCUUGGGUUUCGCCGAAUGCUGGUGGCGACGCCGGCGCAGUUGGCGAAGCGAUACGCGGAUCGCGCGGAGGCCGAAGACGGGCGAGAUGCGGGUGAUUUAUGCGUCCUGGCGCGAGCUGGGGUGGUUUUGGACGUCGGGUUCUCGUUCACGCACGCGACGGCGAUAUGUGGGGGAGUGGAGAUCGCGAGAGGGAUUCGCAGGUUGAACCUGGGCGGAAAGACGUUGACGAAUUAUUUGAAGGAGCUCGUGAGUUUUCGGCAGUGGAACAUGAUGGACGAGAGCGUCGUGAUCGAGGACGCGAAGGAAAAGGCGUGUUACGUCGCUGAUGACGUCAUGGCCGAGUUGGAGAAGUGCAAGGUCAAGCGGGGUGGCGCAGUGCGAAGGGAGUACGUGUUGCCGGACGGCAUACACAUCUUACGCGGGUACAUCAAGGACAUCGAUGAAGGUAAAAAGGACAAAAACAAAAACGGCGAGGAUGAGGGUGAGAACGACGAAGACGACGAAGACGAAGACGAAGACGACGACGAAGAUUUUGGAGCCAAGGGACCGAAGAGAGGAAAGAAGAAGCAACCAAAGCCGCCCAUGGCAAAGGCACUGAAACCCGCCGAACCUGAUCAUCAAGUAUUGACACUCGUUAACGAACGCUUCAUGGUGCCGGAAACGCUGUUUCACCCGAGCGAUAUCGGAGCGAGGCAGUGCGGCGUUACGGAGCUGGUCACCCAGGCGGUGGAGAAUGACGACUUGUGUGACGCCCAGCGCGCGCUCUGUUACCUCGACGUCUUCGUCACGGGUGGAUGCUCGCUCUUUCCUAACUUCAUGGAGCGCUUCGAGCGUGAUCUACGUCCUCUCAUCUCUGAAUCGUACGUGAUACGGGUGCGCCGAGCGAAGGAUCCAAUCUUAGCUGCGUGCUUGGGCGGCGUUGACCUCGCACGAGAUCGCAAAUUUUUCGAGGAAAAUGCCAUCACCAAGGAGGAAUACUUGGCAAACAAGGCUAGCAUUCGAGAGGCGCACCAGAGCUUGGAGUUCCACCCGAGCGUUCGAACAGGGCGCCUUCGAGCGUACGCGCGUGAGCCUACGAAAUUCGAUGCGAAUCGAAUUAAGGCUGAGUGUAUGAAAUUGACACCAACAAACGAGCGAGAGAUUGAGCGCGCGUCAGAAUAG